CAUUUUGGAGGUUGAUAACGGAAGUAGUUUGGUUCAUUUUGGUGGAGAUUAAACUGGCCAGGAGUUCCAUGAGGUUCUCUACUGCACAGUAGCCUCACCAACAAACAGAUGGAGGAAAAAUUAUCAGCGGAGAAUGGCCACGUGUUACCAGCGCACAAGGAGGGGGAAGAGGAGAUGGAGGUUACCAUGACAACGCAACUAGAAAAUCUCAUCGUAACCCCUGCCAAUGCAGACACAUCAUCAAAUACAGAAACACAACUAGAGGAAACAGGAGAUGUACACACAGACUUGCCAGCAGCAACGCUUCCUUUACACAGUGUGUCUAAGACAGAGGACUGUGACGACGAUGAGUCAGGGGAUUCAGACAGUGACAGCUCUUCCUCCUCCUCCUCUUCGUCCUCAUCCUCCUCUUCUCCCUCUGCCCCCGUUUUUGAGGAGGAUGAUGAUGAGGGUUUCAGCCAACCGGCACCGAUCAAAACCAGGGAUGAAGUCCUGCUCGAGGAGCUGCCGGCAGUGGAGGAGGUGUCUGUGUCAUUACCAGAAGACGCAGAACUGCAGCCUGUAGGAACAAUCUCCAGUAUUAUACAGCAACUUGUUAUAAUCCAGUCUCUGAAAGACACGCCCCCUCUGACUGAUGACAGCAUCAUCUUUAGAUCUGAUAGGCUGGCUGUUGGCAAGGUGUUUGAGGUGUUUGGUCCAGUGUCCAGUCCGCUGUAUGUUUUACGUUUUAACUCUGCGGACGAGAUAAGCAGCAAGGGGCUGACGGACGGACUGACUGUUUAUUACACACCGGCCAUCAAAGAGUACACAAAAUACAUCCUCACACAACAGCUCAAAGUUUUUAAGGGAUCUGAUGCAUCGUGGAAGAACGACCAAGAACCACCAGAGGAGGCUUUAGAUUAUAGUGAUGAUGAGAAAGAACAGGAAGCUAAGAGGAAAGGGAAGAACUCCAGAAAGAAGAGGGACAAUAACAACACAGAUAAUCCUGCCCACGUUCCCCAGAACACCUUGCUACAGCAGCGUAAUGCCAGGGGUUUCCCACCAAGACAUGCAGGAGCUCCACUCAGGCACCAGAACCCGAGGAAUAAACAGCCACAGUUCAGCCACGCAGCCGCUCCACCCAGACACAUGCUCCCACCACCCAGACACACACAUGUCCCUCCCAUGUACCUCCCCCCUCCCUGCCCCUACCCACCUCCCCCUCAUCACAUUUUCCCCCCACCCAACUUCCCUCUGUACCCCCCCCCUCCUCCCUCUUUCUUCAAUCCAUCUUUCUCCUCUCCUCUUUGGCCACCAAACUCUGUCCCCUUCUCUGACCUCCCCCCCCCUCCUCCCCCACCACCACCACCCCCUCCCCCCCCUCAGUGAUGCUCUUUACAAGUACACACUGAGCUGCUGGGGAGUUGAUGUUUUGGUUCAUCUUGUUAGAAGAUGUAAUAUGUUUGUAGACUGUCAGACAGCUGGCUCAAGGCUCUGCUUGUUAGCAGUGUUUAGCAAGCUGUACCAUCACUGACUAUAAAAUAAAAAAAAUUCUUAAUGUAGCUGAUGGAGCCCACUGAUGUGGUCAGACCAACCACAUAUUCUGUCACUGCAGUGUUUUUAAGUUUUAAAUAUUUUUUUUUAAAUUUUAUUUUUUUUGACAUGUAGACCUCCUGAGGGGAAGUAGUCCCUGAUCAAAAUGGUAUUUUUCUAUUUGUCAUAUUCCAAGUAAAUGUGACCAUUUUCUUUGUCAAAUGUCACUUAAACUGUGCACACAUGCGCACUGAAACACCGGAGAGGCAACAGGCUGCCAUUCAUUGUGAGGUGAACCUCAAAAUCAUGCUGCGACUCGAGACUCAAAUUGCACAAAGUGGCCGAGUUGAGAAACAUUCAACUUUAUGCAGCCAAGCAUUUGAUUUCCCCACUAAACACAAAAUAGUUAUUUUCUAUUCUAACUCAACUGGGUAAAAGAACUUUGAACAAAACGGAGACAAAACAGCUUGUUACGGUUAGUGGAUUCUUUAGAAUAUCAUUUUACUAUGUUUGGAGUACUUUUAUAAGAGAGAGAGUGUGCAAAUUAACUACUUCCUCUUGCACCAGUAUAAUGGCAAAUACUAUGAUAUUAUAAUAGAAAAUAACUGUCCAAUAGUAGAAGUUUGUAAAUGACAUGCCCAGCAUCUGAGAGAAAAGAGGGAACCUGCUGUUUUUAGUCCGUGUGUGAACGAGGCGUAAGAUGUACAGAUGCUACAACUUCUUCUGAAUCUCAAUGAAAUGCUGUAUGUUUGAAUGUCAGUAAAGGCACCUGAGCCAACAAGGGUCACAUGA
This is a messenger RNA of Sander lucioperca (pikeperch), 2304 nucleotides long. RefSeq names its product nuclear assembly factor 1 homolog (S. cerevisiae) (gene naf1). Bases 109 to 1368 code for a protein of 419 amino acids. Gene Ontology annotation, cellular component: sno(s)RNA-containing ribonucleoprotein complex. The record is from RefSeq and is a predicted model, not a curated record. The transcript has 9 exons. Gene Ontology annotation, biological process: ribosome biogenesis; pseudouridine synthesis; box H/ACA snoRNP assembly. Lineage: Eukaryota; Metazoa; Chordata; Actinopteri; Perciformes; Percidae. Gene Ontology annotation, molecular function: RNA binding.